Coffea eugenioides is the source of this 1906-nucleotide messenger RNA. RefSeq names its product lysophospholipid acyltransferase LPEAT1. The transcript is spliced from 10 exons. Gene Ontology annotation, molecular function: lysophosphatidylethanolamine acyltransferase activity. The record is from RefSeq and is a predicted model, not a curated record. Bases 238 to 1560 code for a protein of 440 amino acids. Gene Ontology annotation, biological process: phospholipid metabolic process. Gene Ontology annotation, cellular component: endoplasmic reticulum. Lineage: Eukaryota; Viridiplantae; Streptophyta; Magnoliopsida; Gentianales; Rubiaceae.
CCCCCCCAGUAGGACUGAAGGAAUAAUUGAGAGCUCUAAACACAAAAAGAGAACAAAAGUACUCAACUCCAACCUUCCUCUCUUCUUUCUCCUCUCCUCUUCUCUGGGAUUUUUUACUGCUAACCAAAAUAUGAAAGACCUUAAUGGCUUUCCAAUCAUAAUUUAAUCAAGUUACUGUAACUCUGCUCAAUUCUUCUCUGCUAGUAUUUUUGUUUGAUCUAAAUUAUUCCUAAAUAAAUGGAGUCCGAGCUCAAAACCCUUAACCCGAAUCCAGCUCAAAUUCAACCUACCCAGCGGUCCCCACCCGUCGAUGAUAACUUAACAAAAGAUGACCGCCCGCUUCUCAAACCCGAACCUGUGCCCCCCGGCCCGACCCAGAACCCCGCCACCACGACCGCCCCUGGCAUUGAAGAGCUGGAGAAGAAGUAUGCCGCCUACGUCAGGCGCGAUGUUUAUGGGGUAAUGGGUCGGGGCGAUUUGCCCUGGGUGGAGAAGCUGCUCCUGGGUUUGGCCCUGGUGACGCUGGUGCCUUUGAGGGUGGUGUCUGGGUUGACGGUGCUGGUGCUUUAUUACUUCAUUUGUAGGAUUUGUACAGCGUUUUUGGCUCCGAAUCGGGAGGAUGAGCAGGAGGAUUAUGCUCACAUGGGUGGGUGGAGGAGGGCUGUGAUCGUCCAAACCGGGAGAUUUUGUUCUCGGGCUCUGCUUUUUAUUUUCGGGUUUUAUUGGAUUAGCGAAACUCAUCGGGACAUCGUGGAUGUUAGUUUCAAUGGGAAGUUUGGUACCCAGGUUGCUGAAGUGUGGACUAUUUUGGAUGAGAAAUGUGAUAAAGUUUGGAGCUUGAUGUCAUGCAUUAAUCUCUUUGACUGGAAACAGUUAGGAUAUUCAGGAACUCACAAGCUGUCAACUUUGGCUGAGUCCAAAGAUCAAUCACAAGAUUCUGCAAGACCUGGAGUGAUUGUUUCAAAUCAUGUGUCUUAUUUGGAUAUCUUGUACCACAUGUCAUCUUCUUUUCCCAGCUUUGUUGCCAAGAGAUCAGUGGCUAAACUUCCUCUAAUUGGUCUCAUCAGCAAAUGCCUUGGUUGUGUCUAUGUCCAACGGGAGUCGAAAUCAUCCGACUUCAAAGGUGUCUCAGGUAUUGUUAAUGACAGAAUUAAGGAAGCUCAUCAGGAUAAGAAUGCCCCUAUGAUGAUGCUCUUCCCAGAAGGCACAACAACUAACGGAGACUUCCUCCUUCCAUUUAAAACUGGUGCCUUUUUGGCAAAAGCUCCUGUGCUCCCGGUUAUUUUAAGGUAUCCAUACCAGAGAUUCAGUCCUGCCUGGGACUCCAUUUCAGGAGUGAGACAUGUAUUUUUCCUUCUCUGCCAAUUUGUAAAUUACAUGGAGGUGACAAAGCUACCUGUGUAUCACCCGUCACAGCAAGAGAAGGAUGAUCCAAGGCUUUAUGCAGAAAACGUCAGGAGGUUAAUGGCUCAUGAGGGUGGUUUAGUGCUCUCAGAUAUUGGCUUGGCUGAGAAACGAGUAUAUCAUGCUGCUCUCAAUGGUGUAUUUUGUCAACAGUAAUUCAGGUUCGCGGUCUGUAUAUUCACAUGUAUGUUUCUGUUAAUGAAAUUUGAAAAUUAUGUGCAGAUAACAUAUUCCCUGGAAGAAGGCAUUAGAUAACAUAUUUCCUGGAAGAGGCAUUCUUACUGUCAAUAUCAUCUAAGUGUAUACGUGCUCAUAUAUGUAGAAGCUUUGGGGAAUCCUGAAAGCUGGCUAAUUUUUGACAGCAUUGUUAGGCGUUUUGCUUAAAAAGAUCCAGAAAAGCUGGUUUAUCCGAUCAAAGAUAGUAUGUUAGGCACAGCGCUUAUUACUCCUCCAGUGUAACAAUUGUUAUAUUCAUUUCUAGGAGAGGUUUAGUUUAGUAUUC